Messenger RNA from Hevea brasiliensis (rubber tree), 1711 nucleotides. RefSeq names its product ethylene-responsive transcription factor ERF107. The coding region runs from base 803 to 1528 and encodes 241 amino acids. Gene Ontology annotation, molecular function: DNA-binding transcription factor activity; DNA binding. Gene Ontology annotation, biological process: regulation of DNA-templated transcription; ethylene-activated signaling pathway. The transcript has a single exon. Lineage: Eukaryota; Viridiplantae; Streptophyta; Magnoliopsida; Malpighiales; Euphorbiaceae. The record is from RefSeq and is a predicted model, not a curated record.
UCUGCAAAAUAAUGUUUGCAUAUAAAAAACCUACAUAAAUUUGAUUUGAUGAUAUAGUGGGGUUAUGUGAUCCUGCAAGUGGAUUGAAAAAUCAUCUCUAUUUUCCCUCAUCAGCAGUGUAAAGAAAUUAUUGAACCCUUAAAGUAGGGACAAUUAAUCUUUACAAAAAGUUAGUUAAUAACUGUGCUUAUCAGUAGCAAUAGCGGUGUCUUGAAAGAUCCUACACACUGAGACUGAGAGGAUGCAUGAACGACUCUGUUGGCAAAAGUUCAUUCCAUUUUUUUUUAAUGAGCUUUUUGUCUCGGAUCUUCAUUCAAUAGUCACUCUACAUGGAAUGAGAGGGUCUCAGAGAAAAUAACCUUUGGAGGCCAUAUGGCAAAACUAGAUGCAAUGGACCUCCAGGACACAACCGCAUGCAGCUAGGUAGCACCUGUUUCAUUUACAUGCAUGAAUCAGCGUCGAUUGUGGUACCAGUAAAAUGCCAGGCCCUAGAAAUACAACUUGCGGAGGUUGUAUCUAGUGGCAUAAAGCUAAAUGAUUGAUGGUCUUUUUUGGGGUCAGCUAGCGCAACUUGAAACUAAAACUGCCCCAUUAAUAAUGGGAAUGGAUAAGACCAUCCAAAACCAUGGUUAAAACCGUGUGAAUUGAUGGAUACCAACUGGCUUGAUCGGAAAUUGGACACUAUACACUCCAAUUUGAUAUUUAACUUUUGCAUCAGCUGUUUCAUAAGUCCACUUCCUUAUUUAGUUCUUUCUCGCUUCCACUUCCGCAAUUCAUAUUUUGGCUCAUUUCUUGGAGUUCAAUGGCAACCCCAACUGCUACUCCAGAGGAAUCCUCAGCUCUAGAGCUUAUUAGACAGCAUCUUUUUGGAGACUUCGCUUCCACUGACGUCUUUUUCAAUAAUCUUGAUUUCCAUAUCUCCACUCCCUCCCACUUUCUACAACCCAUCAAACUCGAGAACCACGAUUCUCUAUCCGCCUCAGAAUCCAACUCCCCUGUAUCUGUCCCCAUUCAAUCUACCCAUGAAACCUGCAAUUUCCAACCAAAAACUGAGCUCGUCGACUUAAAAUCUCCGGAGCCUCCUGGUUUGGUUAACCAUUCUCCACCACCAGAACCCAUGUCGGACCUCAAGUCCAUUGAUGAAGAAGAGAAGAGGCAGUACAGAGGUGUACGAAGAAGGCCUUGGGGCAAGUUUGCAGCGGAGAUCCGUGACCCGAACCGGAAGGGUACUCGGGUUUGGUUAGGGACCUUUGAUAGUGGUGUUGAUGCUGCAAAAGCUUAUGACUCUGCUGCAUUCAGAUUGAGGGGAAGAAAAGCCAUCCUGAAUUUUCCUUUGGAGGCUGGACUGGCUGAUCCGCCAGAGCAAACCGGCAGGAAGAGAAGGAAACUGAAGAGAGCGGAAGUGGCGACGGAUUCUGGUGAAUUGUCAUCGGCGAAUUGGAAUUUGGAUUGCGUUGAAGGGGAGGGAAUAUCUUAUGAGGAGCAACUGUCACCGUUAUCAGGAAAACCGGUUUUGCUAACGUGUUAAUACAUGAUUGGCUAAAGUUCAGCACUCGCCCCACGGUGAAGUACCUUGAGUUCCCUGGCUUGUGCACUGAUGCACACCAAUGCAAAAUGUACAAGGAAUAUGUGAAUUAUUAGUUUCAAUGUUUGGGUGUUUACUCGAUAACGUAGAAGUUUGUGAAAUAUGAAUAACUCAUUUUAGUGUCAA